Molecule: messenger RNA, 2520 nt
Organism: Biomphalaria glabrata
Lineage: Eukaryota; Metazoa; Mollusca; Gastropoda; Planorbidae
Product: nose resistant to fluoxetine protein 6-like
Exons: 17
Coding region: 251-2392 (713 amino acids)
Molecular function (GO): acyltransferase activity, transferring groups other than amino-acyl groups
Source: RefSeq, a predicted model, not a curated record
GUGUGUGUGUGUUAUAAGAAUGAGAUAAUAGGUCGGCACAGCACUAAUGACAUUUUUUUUCAGUUCAAUUUGUGUUUGUGUUUGGUAAAAAUUUGAGAUCAUCGAUGUCUUUACAGAUUGUAAACGAAUUAAAUGUGUGAAUUGAUUUAAAUUUUCCUCCAUGCAUUUUGGCAGCAAUGCCAUUUAGUUCUGAACUAUUCUUGGAAAAACAUUUCAGAUUUACAGUCAUGGACCGAAGGACGAUUUCACAAUGUUAACCGAUAAAUACCACUGUUUGGCGUACUUGAUAGCCUUGUAUAGCCUGUAUGAGUGUAGCCCUAGAAGUACAGUCACUGGACUUUAUAGUGAGCCAUUAAAUAUCAGCAAGGGAGAUAACUUUAAAAAUAACACACCAUCAAAGGGAAGUAAUAAAAAGAACUUUCCCAACAACCGUAGGAUACUUUCAAUGAGACUAAAGGAGGAGAUGGAUCAGUUCUACUCUUUGCCCUAUAACGUCACUGGAUCAUGUCUGAAACAUUUCCAAAACAUCUCUGAGGGCCUGGAGAGAGGCGACUUAUGGGCCUUAGCAUUUCCCGACUCGAAUGGUGUUCCUGCUACAGGAGCCAUUAAACAAAUGAAAAGGAUUUUGGGCAGUUUUGACCAGUGUGAGUCUAUUGGUCAGAUGGUAGACGAUGAUGAUGAGUUGACUGGAAGAUAUACAGAGAUGGAACUGCCACGCCAGGGCGUUGUGCUCCGAUGGUUUGUCUGCGUACCCAGGUCUUGCAGUUAUGGUGACCUAGAUGAUAUAGGCAAAACCUUUGCAGAGAAAUUAAACUUUGACUAUAUAAACGUAGUAAGAAAUGAGAUUGAGAAUCCCUGGCUAGACUCCUGGUUCUGGCUCGCUGUAGUGGUGCUAGCCACCUUGAUGUGUUUCGCCGUUCUUGGGACUCUUGUCGACUGCAUUGAUCGAAUGACUUUAAAAGUAAAUACAACAGAGAAAGGAAACAAACUUACGACAGACGAGAUUGAAGAUCACAAUCAAAACGACAACUCAGCAGAAAGGAGAGAAACAGAGAGAAAUGGUUCCAAUGAUUCGAACGAAUCACUCAGUGCUCGCUGUAAACGAAUUGAAGGACGAGGUCUGGUGAAACGAAUUCUUCUGUCAUUCUCUUUGAGAACCAAUCUCCUUGACCUUCUGAAGACUGAGAGCUCUGAUGGUGACAUCCGUUGUCUUAACGGUCUGCGUGUGUUAAGCAUGUUGUGGGUGGUACUUGGUCACACGGCCAAUUUCUUGCCGGAAAUUAAAGAUGAGUCAAUGAAAUCAAACGUAAUGAAGCACUGGCUGGCGUACUUAUUAUUCAAUGCAACUUAUGGUGUGGAGACUUUCUUUUUUAUAAGUGGAUGCCUGGUGUCUUAUCUGUUCAUCAGAAACUCAGAGAAAUUAGGCCACCUGAAACCUGGCCAUUUGGUCGCAUACUACACUCAUAGAUAUGCCAGGUUGACGCCGUCUUUUAUGGUCGCAAUGUUGAUUUACACCGGACUUUUACCCUACGUCAACUCUAGUCCCUACUCCACUACCUCUCAUGGUUACCUCAGCUGCAGGCGUUACUGGUGGCGUAAUCUUCUCUACAUCAGUAAUUUUUUCGACUACAAAGAAAUGUGUAUGACCUGGUCCUGGUAUUUACCUAACGAUAUGCAGUUCUACAUCAUGGCUCCUGUUUUUACUCUCCCCAUUGUAUAUGGAUGCCGGAAAGUCAGUCUACUGGUCGCUGUCCUGAUGGUCAUCUGCCACGUAGGGUCAACCACCCUGGUCAUUGAGUCCUACAAGGAUUGGAAUAAUGGAAGUUACAAAAAGUACAUGAACCGACUUUACAUCAAACCUUGGACCAGAGUUGCACCGUAUGCCAUUGGUCUGGUUUUGGGAUACAUUCUGACCGCUUGGACUCCCAACAGAAAGAUCACUAGGCAAGAGCUUCUCAUUGGCUGGCUGGUCACGUCUGCUAUUGUUAUUCCCAUGAUGCUCUUUCAAAAUGGCAACUUCACCAUCCAUUACAGCGUUGUGGCCAAUUUCAAUGAGAUAAACUCCAGAAUCUAUGAAAUUAUAAAAAGCCCUCUGUGGGCGCUGUUUGUGGCAUGGGUUGUUUUUACUUGUCGCUAUAGCAACGGGGGUUUGAUCGAUUCUUUCUUAUCCUGGAAUGGAUGGAUGCCUCUGUCCAAGCUGAGUUACGGAACUUACCUCUGUCACCUGCUGGUUGUGUUAUACCUCAACAACGUCACACCUUCUGAUGUUCACCUCACAAUGAGUUAUAUUAUCCAGAAAGGUGUCAGUGUCAUGAUCUUGGCUUACAGCAUGUCUUUAGUUCUGUCACUUCUUGUUGACAUGCCAGUUAGAAAUCUAAUGAGAUUAACCUAGAGACCUAGAAAUCUAAUAACAUUAACCUAGAGACCUAGAAAUAUGCAGGAAUUUAUUUCAUUUAGAGAAUAUUUAACAAACAUUCCCAUGCACCAUAUAUGUAAUUAAAAACAAAUGAUGAUAUAAUA